GACUAGGAAAAUUCCUGUUGGAGAGAUGCAUAUUCUCAAUAAAAUGUAAGCAGAUAGGGAAAUUCGCUGUUCAAGCGAUUGUGUGUUUAUUCUAAAUAGUCGGAAAUAGUGACCACUAUCUAACGUAUACUUUUGGACUUCGGACAAGGUGUUUUGGCCGGCUGAUCAAAGGAUAUUGAAUAAAGAAUAACUUAUGAAUGUUUACUUUCAUACGAAACGAAAAUAAGGUGUUUUGAAUCGGGGUGCAGGAGGGCUUGAAUGCAUGUUAAUUGCUUUCUUUAAAAAACAUGUAUAAAUAGCAUGAUAUAGGAAAAAAAAAGCGAGUUUAAAUCUAGAUAACCUUCUGUGGUUCAAGAUGCUGCCUUUGAUAAGCCUAGUGAAAAUUCAACAUGUGAUUGCAAAUAUGAAACAACAACAAACAUCAUAAAACUAAAUGAGGUUCCGGUAAUUCAAAUAGAUAAAAUAUAUACUUUAUUGAUUAAUGAUAAUAGAGUUUUAAAGGAUUUUUAUUGUCAAAUUAUUCAAACUGGCGGUGGGAGACGAAAAAUCGGAAAUGCAGACCUGUGCCGGCUGUGACAGGCCAAUAUUGGAUCGGUUCCUUCUGAAUGUAUUGGACCGAGCCUGGCACGUGCGUUGUGUGCAAUGUUCGGAUUGCAACGUGACACUUACUGAUAAAUGUUUUUCACGAGACGGAAAACUUUACUGUAGAAAUGAUUUUUUCAUGAGAUUUGGGACAAAAUGCGCCGGAUGUCUACAAGGAAUAUCACCUAGUGAUCUCGUGCGUCGAGCGCGGAACAAAGUAUUCCAUCUUAAAUGUUUCACGUGCAUGAUGUGUCGCAAGGAACUCUCAACCGGAGAAGAAUUGUAUAUAUUAGACGAAAACAAAUUCAUAUGUAAAGAGGAUUAUUUAUCGAGCAAGUUUUCUGGUUCUGAUGUAGAGGACGAUGGCGAUUUUGAAAGUGUUUUAGACCAGUCCAUGCAAGAUGGCGAAUUUGGAACGCAAGACGAACCUCAAUCGAACGAUCAAGACUUAUUUAACGCAACUUCUGAACAUGGUUCUUUAAAUGGUCAAAUAAGUGACAUUAGUCAAACUCUUAACAUACAAGCAACAGACCAAACAAAUCAUUUAGUAGGGUCUCAUUUAGGAUUAAAUCUUUCAAUUUCAAAAACAUCAACGGAUUCUAAGUCAGAUACUAACAGCUUAUCGGAUUGUCAUCUAAAUUCGGAUAACAUGGGUCUCAGAGACGAGCAUCGGGACCAGUUAUCGGACUCCUGUUUGAGCCCUGCUGGACAGGACUCGCAAAUACCCGACCAUAAUCCGGGUAGUAACUGUUCUAGUCAAGAAAAUAAUGAUACUAACAACAACAAAGAUGGCGAGAGUAACGGAAAGUCUGGGAAUAAACGACGAGGCCCUCGCACAACUAUUAAAGCCAAACAGCUGGAAGUGCUGAAGGCCUCCUUCAACGCAACUCCGAAGCCAACACGUCAUAUCCGAGAGCAACUGGCAGCGGAAACGGGUCUAAACAUGCGUGUUAUUCAGGUAUGGUUCCAAAACAGACGAUCCAAGGAACGCAGAAUGAAGCAACUUAGCGCGCUUGGUGCCAGACGACAUUUUUUUAGAAAUCCACGGCGCAUGCGCGGUCUUAGAGGUGACUUAGACGACGGUGAUAUGAUGGGUCAAGGAUACGGGUAUUUUAAUGAAAAUGGCCAAGAUUUCUAUCCGGGUUACCCCGGUCCAGGCUUUGGCGACUUCUUCCCCGGACAAGGACCAGAAAUGCCCCCGGGGAUGGCGCUUCUACCACCACAGGGACGGGGAACACCACCUUUAGUGAUGGAACAUCAAAUGCAUCCCGGAGGUCAUAUGGGUCACGAAGGUCAGUACCUAUCACCACAAGACAUGAUGCCACCAUCGUCUCCAGAGCCUCUUAUGCACCCGGAUGAACAGUAUUUAAUGACGUCACUUCCGCCCAGAUCAUUGGCGCCUCAAUUUCAGCCACACUCGAGUGAAAAUUGGGGAUAACACUUCAAAAAGAUUUAGAUACAUUGUUAUAGUCAUCAUUUCUAUAAUCCAAAAUCUUAUGAAGGCAUUCAAGACAUUUACUUAAAAUAUGGAGAAUUUCUACACUUUGCUUGUCCAAUGUUUGCUAUUUUCGAAAAACAUGUGUUGAAUGUAUUUAUAAGUUGACAUGUAAGCUGUGUAAAUAUGACGUAUAUUUAUUUGUAAAUACUAGUAGGUAAUAUAAUCUCUACACAGAGAUUCUCUUGAACCGGGAUAUCGGCAAUAUGACGUCAAAGAUGUGACGUCACGUCAAAAUUGACCACUGUUGAAAGUUUUACAAUUACAAAUUUGGAAAGUUACAUCAUUCGUUUUGGUAAGGGGAGGAAAUAUGUUACUUCCAUCUUUUAAAGUUACUAUUAGGAACUUGUUAAUGUUGAAGUUAAUUAAGAAAGAAGUAGGAAAAUGUCACUAUUUCAAGAAUUCUAAUCGUUUUGAAUACACAGUUAUCAUAUUAUUAUUUCUGUUUUAUUGUCUUAUGACUCGUUUAUAUAAAACGUAAACUGUAUUCUUUUGCCAAUGUUGAUAUCAUACUUUUUAUCAUAGUUCAAGACAAUGAAAUGAAAAAAUACUGAACACGCUUACUUAUCAUGAAAUGUUUGAAACUAUCAUUUUCAAUUUUUCUUCUCAAAUGUUCUAUUUAACUUGACUAAAUAUGAGAUUUGUCUGCCUAAACUUGUGAUAUUUCACUAACUUAUACUUAAGGCUUUUAAAAAUGGUCAAUUUCAACAUGGCGAUGAUCACAUAUAUUAAGUGAUUUACUAUGAAAGUUCAAAAAGUUACAAACAAAAACAAAACAUUCUCCGAGAAGAUCAUCUGUUUAUAUUUAUCGUUGUAUUCUUAUAAAACCUUGCGUUUAGAUAAUGUUUUCUUUACUUUGAGACAGUUAACAUAUAAUUGUUUAUUUUUUCAUAUUCAUUUAUCAUAGGUAGGAAUUAUCCAUCAAUAUUUUUGACAAUAUCACAAUAUGUAGGUAUAUUUCUAAUGGCAUUUGGUUUCUUUUAUUUUUAAGGAAUCAUCGAUGAAUAAUGACACCAUAGGAGAUUCUAACAAAUGCUGAAUUGUAUUUACUGUGUAAAUACUAUACUAAAUAAGCAUAGUAUUUUAUAUAAGACAAAAUCUGGCGGUUAUACAUUUACACACCUUUAAUUGAAAAAUUUAUAUUUUGAUUGAUUUAUAUAUAUGCACAACCUCAGCCUGAAAAUACACCGGCGGUCAGUGCUUUCUAAUCAUGGUAUCCAUUGUUCACUUCAUGUAUUCAGUCAGUACUUAUUUUAAAAAGUUCCUUAAAAUGAUGAAUGGUUUGGUCGAGAUUGAAAGAUGGACAAGUCCACUUAUGAUAUUUAGCUUGGUUAGGGUGAAUGAAUCAAAAUAUUAGCGAUGUUAUUUAUGUAGUUUCACUGCCAAUAUUAUGUUUUAAGUCCAUUCCACAAGUUUAAAAUAAAUCAGGGAUUUUCAUGCAGAUAUUUAUGUUAACAUGUUCGUGUAUUUAUGUCCACAUUUUUUUGUAUAUUUAAUUGUUAUUUAAUGUGUUUAAAUAGUUAUCUUUUAAUGUUGUAUUAAAAAUGAUAAGUGGAAAAUGUGCUAUAUAAUUCUAAUUAACUAAAUUAAAAAGACUAAAUGUAGCUGAUUUCUUUUGAAAUAUUUGAUAAUCUUGUUAUAAGGUUAUUUUGAGGU
Molecule: messenger RNA, 3733 nt
Organism: Ruditapes philippinarum (Manila clam)
Lineage: Eukaryota; Metazoa; Mollusca; Bivalvia; Venerida; Veneridae
Product: LIM/homeobox protein Lhx1-like
Exons: 6
Coding region: 554-2020 (488 amino acids)
Biological process (GO): neuron differentiation; regulation of transcription by RNA polymerase II
Cellular component (GO): nucleus
Molecular function (GO): DNA-binding transcription factor activity, RNA polymerase II-specific; RNA polymerase II transcription regulatory region sequence-specific DNA binding
Source: RefSeq, a predicted model, not a curated record